This is a messenger RNA of Durusdinium trenchii, 1065 nucleotides long. NCBI's taxonomy places the organism in Eukaryota, Dinophyceae, Suessiales, Symbiodiniaceae. The record is from the annotation of a GenBank genome assembly.
AUGUCCAUUUUUCAGGACGGCGAGGGCCUUGCUUCGCGCACUCGAUUGAGACUGCAUGAGUGCUUUGAUCUUCUUGCCGAGACAGUCCAGGUGCUGGGCACCUCCCCGGACCCGGAGACGGCACAGGACUUGGCCACGCAGUACGCAUCCCGGAUUACCUCGGUUCGGCAAGAGCUGAUGGAAGCUAUCGAUGCGACCGAGGAGGAUGCCGAGCUCAAGAGCCGCGCUGCUUCACAGGCUCACUUGUGUUCGGAUCUUCGCUAUCAAGCAAGAUGCGCAGAAGAGCGACUUCGUCUGUCCAAACGGUUGCAGAAAGACUUCCCCGACUUUGCCGCGUUUGUCGCCGAUGAGGAUAUCUUCAUCGAGCCGGUGACGCGUGCCAACCGAGCCGCUCCGGGGAGCCAUGCGGGCCUUUUGGAGGCUGGAUACUUGAAUGGAGUGGCGCACGGAGGUUCUUCGUCCUCGACUGCAUCAGCUGCACAAGGUUCUCGACUGUCCAAGAGUGGCAGUGCACCUAGCUUGGUUGAGGCUGCCGCAGUAAAGCUGGAAAACCAGCGACUGCGAGAGGAGAUCAGGGCCAUGUGCAAUACCAUCAAGUACCAGUCCAGCCAGUUGAGCGCACUUUGGGCUGAAACCAACAAGCUCCAGGCUCGACAGAAAGGGCCUGGUGGUGUGUCGAAACUCAUGGCCGGUGUGGCAGAGCUGAGCCGGAUGCGGCUGGAGCCAGGCAGUGGGCCUGGUGAAAGGCCAAGCAGGGUCUCCGGCAUGCCUGGCAUGCCUGGCAUGCCUCGUGCUCGCAGUGCCGGAUCACUGCGGUCAAGUGCUGACUCUGACACUGGACGGUGCGGGCCUGGAGCUCUUGGGCAACCCACGCAGCUCCAUGUGCCGUACCCUUCGCAACCCGAUGUUUCACGCGCGUCCAAUGGAUGUGGAGAGCGUGCCCGCGAGAUGGGGCGGCAGUUGGCCGCCGGGCAGAACGGUACAUUAGCAGGGGCCCGUGCCUCUUGCCAGAAGAUCCCCAAUUUUCCGGACGACCCUUUGCAGGACGGAGAUGUUGUUGCUUGA